Messenger RNA from Brugia malayi, 3339 nucleotides. RefSeq names its product Thrombospondin type 1 domain containing protein. The record is from RefSeq and is a predicted model, not a curated record. NCBI's taxonomy places the organism in Eukaryota, Metazoa, Nematoda, Chromadorea, Rhabditida, Onchocercidae. The transcript is spliced from 10 exons. The coding region runs from base 1 to 3339 and encodes 1112 amino acids.
AUGUCACUUUCAGUCAAUACUAUUAUCAUCGCCUUAUCUCUUUUAAUCACUUUAUACACUGAAGCCGACGAAAAAUACCAGUGGAAAAAAGUGUCAAAAAAUCCUUCAUUGAAACGCUCGAAAAAUUUCUUGGUGAAAUUUAUAAAACAACCGAUUGAAACAUUAUGUAUUCGAUCUCAUAACAAUACAGUUUAUCUUGGUACUAAACCAAUCACUUCCAUAACGGUUAGCACCAUUGAUCAAUGUCAUGACACUUGUCUCGAACUGUAUCCGUAUUGUGUAGCCGUGAUAUUCUAUAAAAUAAUCACUCUGAAUAGUCCAUUAUGUUAUCUGUUCAACAAAAGCAGCAUUUAUAGAGAUGUUGUAUUAUAUCCUGAAAAACCAUUAGCUGAGCAUGAUGUCAUUAAUACUAUUGAAAUUGUUGCUAACUGUCAUGAAUUUAAUGCUGUACCACCACUUGCGGAUACUUUUACGGCAUCAUCGGAUAAAGUUUCUCGAAUUAGACGAGCAACAAACUUUGGUAAUCGUAUCAAACGCAUGGGAUUGUGGGCCCAAUGGACAAAAUGUCGCAAUGGAUAUCAAAUCCGUUCACAACCAUGUGAAUAUGGUCGACUGAUUCAGAAACGCCAAUGUUCCAAUAAAUCAUCCACUGAAAUACCAUUUUUCGUACAUCCAUCAUCAUUUUUACCGUAUCCACCACAACCAUAUGAACAUCCUAAUAAUAAAUCACCGGAAUAUGAGCGUCGAAUAUCCGAACAUAUGAAACAACUACACCGAUUGCGACAGAACUGUUGUAAACGGCAAGAAUGGUAUCGUAAACACGUACGUGUUGGCAAAGAUUAUAUAGACUUCUGUGGUCAUUCCUGCCCACCACCCAGUUUACUGGAUGUUGAACAAGAUACGGAACAACUACUACAUAACGAAAAGCAGCAACAAAGUGUCUUUUCAGAAGAGCCCAUAAGUCGGAUUCAAGAGUACAGAAAAGGACAGUCUGAUGAAAUUGUGAUGUUAUCCGCUCCGGUCUCAUUAUUACCUGAUUAUGAAAGUGAAUGGAAAAAUGAACAACAACAAUCGUCUAUAAAAAUGCAUCUACCGAAUCUGAAUGGUGAAGUCAGCUCAGAUUUACCUCGAGAAGUUCAAACAGCAACCGGAAAUCAUGAAGGAACUGAAACAAUGAAUCAUAUCAGAACAUAUGAAGAAUAUUUUCAUAACUUGCAACCCCAACUGGGUCAGACUACCGAUGAAACCAGAAAACCUACUUUACCUAAUGAUAAGAAAGAACAGGCACACCAGCUAAGUAACUCUCAGGAAUACCACGGACAUGAAGAUCAUGAUGAUCACUACCAACAAUACUCUCAACAAGAUGAAUUCAUGAACGAUCGUGACGGCAUUAUUCAAGAAGAUUAUUAUCCAGAGCACAACAAAAAUAAACAACCGAUUAAUCCCGAAAAUGAUAAUACAAAAGAAGGCGAAUUUGAUGGAACUGACUACGGGUAUGACUAUGACAGUCAAGAAAGAACAGUAGUCACUACUUACGAGGAACAAGGCUCUCCUUCAGAAAUAACCAAUAAACAGUUCUCGCAUCAAAAUUACCCUUACGAUAGCCGCACUGAGACGUUUUCAUCAACAUUAGUACCACAUGUGCAUUUUAAUCAACAACCGAAUCUAAUCCAAAGCAUGAACGAGCGACAUAACUUUACUGACCCCCCACUACAAGAACGACUGCAACAUUUAGGUGCACCAUCUGAAAACUUUUAUCACCAAAAACAACAGUUUCCCGAAUCCCUACCUGAGGAUUUCAAUCACGAGCAACAAAUUUACUCACAGUCCCCCGGAUCCGAACUAGAUAAAUACUAUCGCCAACAGCAACUUCAAUCCACAAUUUCUCCUGAAGAAUAUGCUCGUGAACAUCCACAGCCUUCCGGAUCUGAACUAGAUGAAUACUAUCGUCGACAGCAACUUGAAUCCACAAUUUCUCCUGAAGAGUAUCAUCGUCAACAACAAGCACAUCCACAGUCUUCCGGAUCCGAACUAGAUGAAUACUAUCGUCGACAGCAACUUGAAUCCACAAUUUCUCCUGAAGAGUAUCAUCGUCAACAACAAGCACAUCCACAGCCUUCCGGAUCCGAACUAGAUGAAUACUAUCGUCGACAGCAACUUGAAUCCACAAUUUCUCCUGAAGAGUAUCAUCGUCAACAACAAGCACAUCCACAGCCUUCCGGAUCCGAACUAGAUGAAUACUAUCGUCGACAGCAACUUGAAUCCACAAUUUCUCCUGAAGAGUAUCAUCGUCAACAACAAGCACAUCCACAGCCUUCCGGAUCCGAACUAGAUGAAUACUAUCGUCGACAGCAACUUGAAUCCACAAUUUCUCCUGAAGAGUAUCAUCGUCAACAACAAGCACAUCCACAGCCUUCCGGAUCCGAACUAGAUGAAUACUAUCGUCGACAGCAACUUGAAUCCACAAUUUCUCCUGAAGAGUAUCAUCGUCAACAACAAGCACAUCCACAGCCUUCCGGAUCCGAACUAGAUGAAUACUAUCGUCGACAGCAACUUGAAUCCACAAUUUCUCCUGAAGAGUAUCAUCGUCAACAACAAGCACAUCCACAGCCUUCCGGAUCCGAACUAGAUGAAUACUAUCGCCGACAGCAACUUCAAUCCACAAUUUCUCCUGAAGAGUAUCAUCGUCAACAACAAGCACAUCCACAGCCUUCCGGAUCCGAACUAGAUGAAUACUAUCGUCGACAGCAACUUGAAUCCACAAUUUCUCCUGAAGAGUAUCAUCGUCAACAACAAGCACAUCCACAGCCUUCCGGAUCCGAACUAGAUGAAUACUAUCGUCGACAGCAACUUGAAUCCACAAUUUCUCCUGAAGAGUAUCAUCGUCAACAACAAGCACAUCCACAGCCUUCCGGAUCCGAACUAGAUGAAUACUAUCGCCGACAGCAACUUCAAUCCACAAUUUCUCCUGAAGAAUACCGUCGUGAGCAACCACAGCUUUCCGGAUCUGAACUCGAUGAAUACUACCGUUCGCAGCAGCACUACAGUGGAAAAGGCCGUCAGGAUAGUUUGGAAACGCGACAUUACCCCGAUAGUAGCAGGGAUCUAACCCAUGAGCAACAACAAUCUUCAUAUGUUCAAGGAUGGAAUUUAUGGACAACUUGGUCGAUCUGUCCUGUUACGUGCGGUGAUAGCGUACAAAUAAGACGUCGAACAUGUUUAAGUCGAACCGGAAUUAAUUGUCUUGGUGAAAUAACUCAACAACGACCAUGUUAUUUUAGACCAUGCGAUAUGUGGACAGACUGGAAUGAUAAUUGCGGCAGUUGUGCAAAUCAUUAA